CCACAAUGCCUGACAUUGUGACAGAAAAACCAACAAGUUCACUAAAGACAUCACGCAUCUGCCUUACCAUCGUUUUCCACAAUCCACCAUGAUUUGCAAUUCCUUCCUCGUCGUCGCAUUGAGCCUUGGUCUCGUCCAAGCAGGCCCCAUUGCUAGACGCGAUGCUGCGACAGUACUGUCAGAUCUGGAGACUAUUGGAACAGAUGUUACUACUCUGAAGACGGACGUAAUCAACUGGACCGGAGACCUUCUGGCAGCGCUAGGCAUUCUAUCCGAUUACAACACCGUCAAGAGUGCUUUGGAGACGGCCAUCACUGAUACCGAGGCUGCUUCCCCAUUUACUACUUCGGAGAGUUCCAGCAUCACAACUGAAGUAACUUCGCUAGCCACAAUCAUCAUCGCAACCUUGGAUGAUCUUAUCUCGAAGGAGUCCAUUGCGGCAUCUGCGGGAGUCACUUCCACUUUGCUCUCCUCCCUGGAGACGCUCAAGACCGACACGGACGAGCUGGGGGCGGACCUGGAGGCGAAGGCCACCACGACGGAUGCCUCGACAAUCGCCUCGACUCUGGCCUCGAUUGACGCUGCUUUCUCCAGUGCAAUUGCCGCCUAUGAGUGAACUCCGCGGCAUACAGUUGUAAGGAAUGGCAAGGGCGUUGGGGGCUAGUACAUUGCAUGAAACUACCGCUUUCUCUGCCAUGUCCCAACUGCUUAGAACGAGCAUGAUGAGCAGUGCAUUUAUUAGUGACAGACUGUCAUUGAAUC
Aspergillus eucalypticola CBS 122712 is the source of this 762-nucleotide messenger RNA. RefSeq names its product cell wall mannoprotein 1 family protein. The record is from RefSeq and is a predicted model, not a curated record. Gene Ontology annotation, cellular component: extracellular region. The transcript is spliced from 2 exons. Bases 89 to 616 code for a protein of 175 amino acids. Lineage: Eukaryota; Fungi; Ascomycota; Eurotiomycetes; Eurotiales; Aspergillaceae.